Molecule: messenger RNA, 1633 nt
Organism: Pipistrellus kuhlii (Kuhl's pipistrelle)
Lineage: Eukaryota; Metazoa; Chordata; Mammalia; Chiroptera; Vespertilionidae
Product: pancreatic alpha-amylase
Exons: 11
Coding region: 66-1601 (511 amino acids)
Biological process (GO): carbohydrate metabolic process
Molecular function (GO): cation binding; alpha-amylase activity
Source: RefSeq, a predicted model, not a curated record
GGCUUACAGAAGUUGAUGUGGAAUAUAAAUAGUUCCUGGAAAUAACCCUGACAUCGCCGAGCAAGAUGAAGUUCUUGCUGUUGCUCUCAGCCCUGGGGUUCUGCUGGGCUCAGUACGCCCCCAACACCAAGCCUGGGCGCACCUCCAUUGUCCACCUGUUUGAGUGGCGCUGGGCUGACAUUGCCCUUGAGUGUGAGCGGUACUUGGGUCCCAAAGGAUUCGGAGGGGUGCAGAUCUCUCCACCCAAUGAAAAUGUGAUCAUCAAUAACCCUUCAAGACCUUGGUGGGAGAGAUACCAACCGAUUAGCUACAAGUUAUGUACAAGAUCAGGAAAUGAGGAGGAAUUCAGAGACAUGGUGACCAGGUGUAACAACGUUGGCGUUCACAUUUACGUGGACGCCGUGAUCAACCACAUGUGCGGCAACGGCGUGACCCCGGGGCAGAGCAGCACCUGCGGGAGCUUCUUCAACCCCUGGAGCCGCGACUUCCCCUCCGUCCCGUUCUCCGCCUGGGAUUUCAAUGACGGUAAAUGCAGAACUCCAAGUGGGGACAUCGAGAACUACAAUGACCCUUACCAGGUCAGAGACUGUCGUCUGGUCGGUCUUCUCGACCUUGCCCUGGAGAAAGACUACGUGCGCUCCAAGGUGGCCGAGUAUCUGAACUACCUCAUUGACAUCGGGGUGGCCGGCUUCCGGAUCGAUGCCUCCAAGCACAUGUGGCCCGGGGACAUGAAGGCCAUUAUGGAUAAACUGCAUCAUCUGAACACCACCUGGUUCCCCGAGGGAAGUAAAGCUUUCAUUUACCAGGAGGUAAUCGAUCUGGGUGGUGAGUCCAUUAAGAGCAGUGAAUACUUUGACAUCGGCCGCGUGACAGAGUUCAAGUACGGUGCCAAACUGGGCACAGUGCUGCGCAAGUGGGAUGGGGAGAGGAUGGCCUAUCUGAGGAACUGGGGAGAAGGCUGGGGCUUCAUGCCUUCUGACAGAGCCCUUGUCUUCGUGGACAACCAUGACAACCAGCGGGGACAUGGUGCUGGAGGCGCGUCCAUCCUUACCUUCUGGGACCCCAGACUCUACAAAAUGGGAGUGGCAUUUAUGCUCGCCCAUCCCUAUGGGUUCACACGUGUCAUGUCAAGCUUCCGGUGGCCGAGGUAUUUUGAGAAUGGAAGAGAUAUUAACGAUUGGGUUGGGCCACCAAAUACUAAUGGAGUAAUUAAAGAAGUCACCAUCAACCCAGACACCACCUGCGGCAAUGACUGGGUCUGUGAGCAUCGCUGGCGUCAGAUCAGGAACAUGGUUAUGUUCCGUAAUGUGGUUGACGGCGAACCUUUUACCAACUGGUGGGAUAAUGGUAGCAACCAAGUAGCUUUUGGAAGAGGAAACAAAGGCUUCAUUAUCUUUAACAAUGAUGAUUGGCCAUUAUCUUCCUAUCUGCAAACGGGUCUUCCUGCUGGCACCUACUGUGAUGUUAUUUCUGGAGAUAAAGUUGGUGACAAGUGUACAGGAAUCAAAAUCUACGUCUCUGCUGAUGGCAACGCUCACUUCUCUAUCAGUAACAGUGCCGAAGAUCCAUUUAUUGCAAUUCAUGCGGAAUCUAAAUUAUAAGAUUUGAAUUAAAUACAUAUGACCGCAGAGAA